AAAUUGAAAGCCCGCGUAACGUGGUGAAUUUCCACCCAUAGAAAUCUCCCCUGCCGCUCUCGCACACACACACACACAAGUAACGUCCUCCUCUCCUUUCUUCACUCCUACGGAAAACGCCUCCACGCAGACGCGCGAGCCACCGCACAAUUCACGCAUGCAUCUGUAGACCUGCCAGAAUAAGCAGAUUUCGAGCAGAAUGGGCGGCCAGAGCACUUCAAUCGGCGCUCUGGUGCCCACUGUGAAGUCCGAGCAGGCGGAAGAGGCUCCCGUGGCUCCGCCGUCGACUUCGACGGCGCCGGAGAAGGAUCGGGGGGCGGAGGAGGCGGAGAAAGACAUUCUGUGCCCGAUAUGCAUGCAGAUUAUCAAGGAUGCCUUUCUGACGGCGUGCGGACAUAGUUUUUGCUACAUGUGUAUCGUGACGCAUCUGCAGAACAAGAGUGACUGUCCGUGUUGCUCUCAGUUCCUCACUAAGACUCAUCUCUACCCUAAUUUUCUCCUCAAUAAGUUACUUGCAAAGACUUCUGCGCGUCAAAUAGCUAAAACUUCCACUCCUCUCGAACAACUUCGUCAGGCUCUGGAGCAGGGAUGUGAAACAUCAGUUAAGGAUCUUGAGAGCCUCCUGCAUGUUAUUGUUGAGAAGAAAAAGAAAAUGGAGCAAGAAGAAGCUGAGACAAAUAUGCAGAUUUUGCUUGACUUUCUGGUUUUCUUGAAAAAGAAAAAACUUGAUGAACUCAAUGAGAUACAAUCCGACCUCCAGUACAUAAAACAAGAUAUUCAUGCUGUGGAGAAACGUCGAAUAGAGUUGUAUCAUAGAAGAGAUAGAUACUCUGCAAAAAUGAGAAUGCUUUCUGAUGAUCCAAAUUCAAAGUCUCUAUGGCCAUUGUUGAUGGAUAAACAUAGAGAUGCCACCACUGUCUCUAGGAUUACUGCACCAGAUCAGGUCCGCUUGAGUUCUAGCGUGUCCAAAAAUCAGAAAGUUGAUUUAAGAUCUUCUACAAGCCCUUUAACCCCAUGGAAGGAUGCUUCUGGUGUGUCAGAUAACCAAAAUCUCAGUCAAUCUGGACUGGCAUUGGCAAGAAAGAGGCGGGUCCAUGCACAGUUCAAUGAGCUACAAGACUGUUACUUGCAAAAACGAAGAUACUGGUCAAGACUACCUUCAACACAGCAAGACCGAGAUUCAACUGGUGUAACCAGAGAAGGUUACACAGAAGGACUUGUGGAUUUUCAGUCUGUUCUGUCAACCUUCACAAGAUACAGUCGGUUGCGGGUUGUAGCUGAACUAAGACAAGGCGAUUUGUUUCACUCAGCUAACAUUGUGUCCAGUAUAGAAUUCGACCGAGAUGAUGAAUUGUUUGCUACUGCUGGAGUGUCACGACGUAUCAAGAUUUUUGAAUUUUCUUCGGUAGUUAAUGAACCUGCUGAUGUUCAAUGUCCAGUUGCGGAAAUGUUGACGCGAUCGAAACUCAGCUGUUUAAGCUGGAACAAGUACACUAAAAGUCAUAUAGCCAGCAGUGACUACGAAGGGAUAGUAACCGUUUGGGAUGUGACCACUCGACAGAGCGUGAUGGAAUAUGAGGAACAUGAAAAACGUGCCUGGAGUGUUGAUUUCUCGCCAACAGAAUCUUCAAUGCUAGUCUCGGGAAGUGAUGAUUGCAAGGUCAAAGUAUGGUGUACGAAACAGGAGGCAAGUGCUCUCAACAUUGAUAUGAAAGCCAACAUAUGCUCUGUCAAAUAUAACCCUGGAUCUAGUGUUCAUAUAGCGGUUGGCUCUGCAGAUCACAAUAUUUAUUACUAUGACUUGAGAAAUAUAAGCCAGCCAUUACAUAUAUUAAGUGGUCAUAGAAAGGCGGUAUCAUAUGUGAAAUUUUUGUCCAACAAUGAGCUUGGUUCAGCAUCUACAGACAAUACAUUGCGCUUGUGGGAUGUCACGGAAAAUACACCUCUACGCAUAUUUAGGGGCCAUGCAAAUGAGAAGAAUUUCGUGGGCCUCUCUGUUAACAGUGAGUACCUAGCCUGUGGCAGUGAAACUAAUGAAGUAUAUGCAUAUCACAAGGCUAUAUCGAGACCAGCAGCGUGGCAUAGAUUUGUGAAUUCUGGUACUGAUGAAGCGGAAGACGAACCUGUAUCGUACUUCAUUAGUGCUGUGUGUUGGAAGAGUGAUAGCCCAACAAUGUUGACAGCAAACAGUCAAGGAACAAUUAAGGUUCUUGUACUUGCUCCCUGAUUCAGGAAAACAAUACUGGUAAUUUAUUAGGAAAAUAUAGGAGUGAACAAGAUUCUACAUGUAAUUAUCUCUCUAGAUAUCCAACUUGUGGAAUAGCCAUUUGUUGGGUUUCAGCCAAAUUUUAUAGAUGCGAUUGGAGUUUAAUUACCACCUCAAGUUUGCGUGGUUGCUUUAUUUUGAUGUCUAUUCUUUCCAAUCUUCGCCCAGACCCAGUGUACUGAUUGACUGAUUUUGCGAGUUCAUGUUUAUUUAGUUUUUUCGUUUA
Messenger RNA from Salvia miltiorrhiza (redroot sage), 2492 nucleotides. Its product is annotated as E3 ubiquitin-protein ligase COP1-like. The record is from RefSeq and is a predicted model, not a curated record. The coding region runs from base 200 to 2227 and encodes 675 amino acids. Gene Ontology annotation, molecular function: protein binding; ubiquitin protein ligase activity. Lineage: Eukaryota; Viridiplantae; Streptophyta; Magnoliopsida; Lamiales; Lamiaceae. Gene Ontology annotation, biological process: proteasome-mediated ubiquitin-dependent protein catabolic process. The transcript is spliced from 13 exons.